UUAUGCUGUAGGCCACGUAGGGUGAGUGUAAAAUCGAAAGUCAAGGGGUGUUUGGAUCCAAUGGGAAUCAAGGAAUGUUUAUUUUCACUUUUGAGUUGACUUGACAACACUAACACACUUAUUUGAGGAGGUUGAAGUCUUCUGGUUCAGUGUACUGUAAGAAUGAUUGGGCCACUUUGGACGCCACAAUGUCAUUUUACAGACAGCAUGCCGGUAGAGAGAAUGCGUAUGAGGCCGUGGUUAGAAGAGCAGAUAAACUCGUGUAAAAUACCGGGACUCAAAUGGGUCAACAAGGAGAAGAGAAUAUUCCAGAUUCCAUGGAUGCAUGCCGCGCGACACGGAUGGGAUGUGGAGAAAGAUGCUCCUCUCUUCCGAAACUGGGCCAUACAUACAGGUAAAUAUCAACCAGGUGACAAACCGGACCCCAAAACAUGGAAGGCAAACUUCCGCUGUGCCAUGAACUCCCUGCCCGACAUAGAAGAGGUGAAGGACAAAAGCAUCAAAAAGGGAACAAACGCCUUCAGAGUUUACAAGAUGCUGUCAGCGUCUGAGAGGCACUCAAAGAGAGGAAAGAAGCGAGUUGCUGAAAAAGAAGAAAAGCUGAAGUGUCCCGAGGCCUCCAGCUGGGAGAACAGCAACGGCUCGUCCCCGGUGACUGUCAAGCAGGAGGAGGAUUACUACGGCACAGAGGCUGACGGGCGGGACGACCACCUGAUCAUCAACGACCUUCCUGACGUGUGUCAGACCAUCGAGGUGGUGACGGAGAACGAGGAUCAGGCCGUGACCUCCAGUGACCUCCGCGACCUCUACCCCCUGCAGAUCUCCCCCGUCUCCUCGUACGGAGAGAGCGACACAGACAGCGCCAGCGAGGAAGACUCCAAAGAGCGCCUCCAGGCCUCACUGUUCGGACUCGAAGACAAGAAGCGGAUGCCCCUUCCCGGCAUGUCCUCCUUCAUCUCUCCCGACAAGCCCAACUUCAAGAUAACCACCGUCCGAGACUCCGCCCCCUUCCCCGGUGGGACGUCCUGGGACAACCCUUUCCCCUCAUCCCCGCUCGCGCCGGGACCCUCGGGCGCACCGGCGGCCCACGAGAGCCGAGCCAGCGUCAUCAUGAAGACCCCCGACGUGUCCAAGUCCUCCGUCAAGAGUUGCUGAUGACCAAACCCCGAGGUGGACGCGUGGAGAACACUAUCAGCCAUUUUAAUAAAGGACCUAUGAGCUCACGGGACACACAUGGACCAUCCCACGGGAGCUGAACCACAUCCUCCCAAACAGGAAGUGACACGUGAGCUGAAAUUCAGGGAGUCCGUAAGCCAUUCUGAAUGUGUAAAUAGGAGGGAUCGUUGCCUAAUUGCCUUUAGCCGCCCGAGCACCUUAUGGAGAGGAAUCAGUGACUUUAGUAGCUCGCAAUCAUGACGUUUUACCAGAUAAACAGCAUAAUAUUAACUUAUCUUAAGACCUUCAGUGCGAGCCAAUAUAUUUUUAUACCUUUAUGCAAUGGCGUUUUACAUUUAUAGGCCCUGUGAUGUAAACAAUCCUGUGUGAAUUAGUGGUUUUUAUGACGAAACAAAGCACUUGUUUUUAUGAUUUUGGUUUUUUUUUAAAGAAAAAUGUAAUCUUUUUAAUGUGUCUCUUUCUACUGUAUGUGAACAUAAAAAGAUGUGUGUGUGUGUGUGUGUGUGUGUGUGUAUAUGUGUGUGCUGCUUGUCUUGUGUUCGUCUACAGCAGUGUAUUCAAGUCCUGGAUAAUGUGUGCGAUCUUUAUACACAUUCAAGGGCUUCUGUAAUGAUUCUGGUGUAUAAAAAUCACGUGAUCAUGACAAUAAAUGACAGACUACACUGUUUGGGCCAGAGUUGGGUUGUUUGCUGUGUGUCUGUACUGAAGACAUUAAAGAGAAUCACUUGG
This is a messenger RNA of Pimephales promelas (fathead minnow), 1905 nucleotides long. RefSeq names its product interferon regulatory factor 2b (gene irf2b). Gene Ontology annotation, biological process: immune system process; regulation of transcription by RNA polymerase II. The record is from RefSeq and is a predicted model, not a curated record. Gene Ontology annotation, molecular function: RNA polymerase II cis-regulatory region sequence-specific DNA binding; DNA-binding transcription factor activity, RNA polymerase II-specific. Gene Ontology annotation, cellular component: nucleus. Lineage: Eukaryota; Metazoa; Chordata; Actinopteri; Cypriniformes; Leuciscidae.